Paraglomus brasilianum is the source of this 1008-nucleotide messenger RNA. The record is from the annotation of a GenBank genome assembly. NCBI's taxonomy places the organism in Eukaryota, Fungi, Glomeromycota, Glomeromycetes, Paraglomerales, Paraglomeraceae.
AUGGGAAAUAGCGACCUCGAUAGGUUUGUCGGUUCUCAACAUGUAUUGACGCUGCGAGUAUCAUCUGAGCUGUUCGAACUAAUCAAACGAAUCAAUUUUUGUAGGCAAAUCGAAAAAAUCCGGAAUUGCGAGCUUAUUACCGAAGGAGAAGUUAGACGUUUAUGUGCAAAAGCUUACGAAAUAUUAAUAGAAGAGUCGAACGUACAACGAGUCGAUGCACCGGUGACGAUAUGCGGCGAUAUACAUGGGCAAUUUUACGAUUUGAUGGAACUGUUUAGAGUUGGUGAUGAUUGUCCCAAGACCAAUUACUUGUUUCUAGGUGAUUUUGUUGACCGUGGUUACUAUAGCGUCGAGACCUUCUUUCUAUUGCUUGCACUCAAGGUGAGAUAUCCCGAUAGAAUCACUCUUAUAAGAGGCAACCAUGAGUCUCGACAAAUUACUCAAGUCUAUGGAUUUUAUGAUGAAUGUGUUCGUAAAUACGGAACAGCUGAUGUAUGGAAUCUCUGUUGCGAUAUAUUUGAUCUCAUCAGUCUGGCUGCCAUAAUUGACGAUAGAAUAUUCUGUGUGCAUGGUGGACUAUCUCCGACUAUUCAAGUGCUCGAUCAGAUUAAAAAUCUUGACAGAAUGCAGGAAGUUCCACACGACGGACCCAUGUGUGAUUUGCUCUGGUCUGACCCUUAUGAUUCUUCAGAUAUGGAUGGAUGGAGCCUAAGUCCCCGUGGAGCUGGUUUUCUCUUUGGGGGGGACGCUGUCGCAUCGUUCUUACAUAUGAAUGAUUUGGAGCUAAUAGCAAGGGCACAUCAGCUUGUGAUGGAAGGUUACAAGUUGAUGUUUGGUGAGACACUGGUAACAGUAUGGUCAGCCCCAAAUUACUGUUAUAGAUGUGGCAAUGUUGCGGCAAUACUAGAGUUAGACGACCAACUAAACCAAACCUACAAAAUUUUCGAUGCAGCAACGGAGGAAAAUCGAGUUCCGGUGAAAACUAUUCUUCCCGAUUAUUUCUUAUAA